Syngnathus typhle (broad-nosed pipefish) is the source of this 2726-nucleotide messenger RNA. RefSeq lists its product as uncharacterized. Lineage: Eukaryota; Metazoa; Chordata; Actinopteri; Syngnathiformes; Syngnathidae. The record is from RefSeq and is a predicted model, not a curated record. Bases 876 to 2417 code for a protein of 513 amino acids. The transcript has 2 exons.
AUGCUGUUCACGGACCAUGUGUCAGGGUUUUCCAAACUAUCUUGAUCUAUGAUUAUGUUGGAAUGUAUAUAACCGGUAAUAAAUAACUUAGGUAGAUUAGUUUUAUGCUUACGUUGGUAUGUAACCGGUAAUAAACCACUUAAGUCUGUCCCAUCCUAAACAAUGUCGUAAAACAUCCCCUGCUCUGUUUUCCUAGAUGUCAAGAGCUUUAACUUGUUUAUUCAGUCUACUGUCACCCCCACCCUUUUUCUCUUAAUAAAGAUGGUCUUGUGGGAAGCGAGAGUUAGACUUCAUUCGACCAUCGCUGUGACAACAGCGACGAGUGAACUCUCCACCUGCAGGUGCCCAAAACGACUAACUUGUCUCCGAGUGGUUCUUGCAAAAUAAGUUAGAGUGAGCACCACCCUAACAUUUUGGUGCCGAAACCCGGGAUCCCUCAUACCCGCCAUCUGGCUGACGGAGGACGACACGCUGUACACCGUCGACGGGCCAGCGUCCAUUUAGCCGGACCUGGUAAAGAAAGACCUAGGAAGGAAAUUCUUCGCUGGGCCAGCAUCUUAGGUCUGCCUUCGUCUGACAGAUGUGGAUUGACGGGAUCCGGCUGAACAGCAAACCAAGGAGACAAGUCGACAAACCCAUCGAUCCAGGAGACUGGGUCUACAUCAAGGUCGUAAAAAGAAAGAACUGGCUCAGCCCACGGUGGGAGGGACCAUUCCAAGUCUUGCUGACUACCCCCACCGCAGUGAAGAUUGCUGAACGGCCCAGCUGGAUUCACCUCAGCCACUGCAAGUUGCAGAGAGUGCUGGACCCCUAAUUCGGAGUGGUGGGGAAGACUAACUUCAAAGGAGUCCUAUCGUUUAGGGUGGGACGUGUCAAUGUUGGUGAAGAAAACAACGAUCCCCACUCCGCUAGGCGAGGGGAUGUCCCGGUGUCUCUGCCAUCCUAGUAGCAACGGGGCUCCAUAUGCCAGAUGGAUCCUCUGCUGCGUUGUGGUUGGAGCGUGCUAUGGUCUAUGGACUCAUUUGAACAGACCAAGUGACAAUGUUGACCGUGGAAAACGAUGGUCACACGAUGAGAACUUUGAGGACUGGUCAUGGGACCCCAAAAACCCAUACGAAACCAACACGUGGUACCGGUACGUUAAGUUCACUGUGAGAGCCCACACACAGGAGGGAUGUUAUGUGUGUUCAAAACUCCCCCCUUCCUCCACGCAAGUUCACUUGGAGGCCAGAGCAAUGAAUGUCACUGAAGCGAAAUGCAUGGCAUCCAUGGGAGGAGUUGGAUAUCAACACCCUGCCGUCAAAGUGAGUGAUGACGACCCUUUCCGCCCUGGACUUGUGGAAGGCACCUGUGAUAAGCUUUUCUGGACAAAUCUCAAUGUGACUGUUAAAGGACGAACAUUACCGCAGGUGGCCUACACAGAGCGGCGGCCUGGAGUGAACUAUACGUGUUACAUCCAAGGAAGUGAGACCCACAAAUGCAUUGACAGUGACUGCUCUCCAGGAGGAAACUGGAUGGGAGCUUUGGACAUCGUCACUGAGUGUCAAGAUAGGAGAGCCAUUUCAGUUGGGGAGGGCUCUCCGACUAACAUGUCUGCACCAUCGAACGGAACAUACUUCAUACAGAAUGGCUGGUGGCUUUGUGGUCACAAGGUUUAUCCAAUGCUGCCCGCCAACUGGACAGGAGUGUGUGCACCAGUGUGGGUGACAGACCACACCUACAGGAUACGACAUAGACAGCUGACGACAGCACGCAACUCUUCUGGACGUCAACGCAGAGCGGUUGCAACCUUUGACCCUCAUGACCCUAUCUGGGGUGCGAAUGUUCCAGGCGACCAUAAAGUAUGGUCCGUUGGAGACAAAGUUGUUCAUGCGCUUUUUCCCUGGGUCGGAAUUGGAAAACAAUCACUCUUCAUCGAGACACUGAACUAUCGUUUUCAAUCCUUUGCGAAUCUCUCACUACAAGUCAACGAUGGACAAAAUAGAGAGAUUCAGGCUAUUAGGCUGAUGGUCUUGCAAAACAGGAUGGUUCUGGACUUGUUGACGGCAGCACAAGGUGGUGUGUGCCACAUCAUUGGGACUUCCUGUUGCACAUACAUUCCUGGAGAAAAUGAUACACACAUCUACGACGCCAUGGCUUCGCUGAAGAACUUACAGCAGGCCAUGUCAAAUGACAAAGUUCCACAACAGUGGGGUUUCUUUUCAUGGCUAUUCUCUGGCAACUGGUGGCAACUGCUUUUGAAACUAGUGUCUCCUGUGCUUGUUGUGCUGGUGUUGUUGUGCUUGUUUACGACCUGUGUUAUCCCAUGUUUGAAGUCUGCUGUGACGAGGGUCGUCUCUUCUACCGUAGCACACGUAAAUAUACAACUUCUUAGUCGUGACGGAUGUGAUGACCAUGAUGAAACGCGGAUUGCGUAGGUGCUAUUAUACUGGACGUGUUUUACAGAAACUUGAUGAUUUGACCAUCGAAAAUGCUUCGCAAGUGAUGGAUACAAUGAUGUACUGUUUCUGUGUUUUUCUUUUUAUUUUUUUUGUUGAUAGCAUUCUGGUCGCUUAAGGCAGAGGGACCGUGUGUGACUUUUCCUGCAUAUUAACAUCGGCCAGCAGGUUUUUAGACCACACAAUAAGUUUAAUCUGGAGUAUUGAGGAAAGUCCUCAUCUUCACUGGAAGUUGUUGCUAUCGGUGUUUGUUGUUUUUGUCGUGUUUCACCCUACACGCUCCCCAAC